This is a messenger RNA of Phyllostomus discolor (pale spear-nosed bat), 1650 nucleotides long. It is a transcript of the gene PIPOX, whose product is annotated as pipecolic acid and sarcosine oxidase. The record is from RefSeq and is a predicted model, not a curated record. Gene Ontology annotation, cellular component: peroxisome. Bases 80 to 1258 code for a protein of 392 amino acids. Gene Ontology annotation, molecular function: flavin adenine dinucleotide binding; L-pipecolate oxidase activity; sarcosine oxidase activity. NCBI's taxonomy places the organism in Eukaryota, Metazoa, Chordata, Mammalia, Chiroptera, Phyllostomidae. The transcript is spliced from 8 exons.
CUCUACAGGCCCAGAGCCCUGCUUCACUCGCCCUCUCCUUUGUGUGUGGGCACUGUGGCUGUAGGGCUAAGUGGGCAUCAUGGCCGCUCAGAAAGAUCUCUGGGAUGCCAUUGUGAUCGGGGCAGGUGUCCAGGGCUGCUUCACUGCAUACCACCUGGCCAAACACGGGAAGCGGGUUCUUCUGCUGGAGCAGUUCUUUCUACCACACUCCCGAGGAAGCUCCCAUGGGCAGAGCCGGAUAAUCCGAAGGGUGUACCCUGAAGACUUUUACACCCAGAUGAUGGAUGAGUGCUACCAGAUGUGGGCCCAGCUGGAGCAAGAAACCGGAACCCAAUUAUACAGGCAGACUGGAGUACUGCUUCUGGGAAUCAAGGAGAGUCAAGAUUUAAAGACAAUCCAGGCUACUUUGUCUAGGUGGGGGGUGAAACACCAGCGUCUUUCAUCUGAAGAACUGAAGCAACGUUUCCCCAAUAUUCGGUUGGCCAGGGGAGAAGUGGGGCUCUUGGACAAGUUCGGUGGAAUUCUCCAUGCGUCCAAGGCCCUCAGAGUGCUCCAGGAUGCAGUUCAACGACUAGGAGGCAAAGUGUGUGACGGAGAGAAGGUGAUGGAGAUAAAACCAGGGUUACAGAUCACGGUGAAAACCACCUCCAGCACCUACCAAGCCAAGAACUUGGUCAUCACAGCAGGUCCUUGGACCAAUCGGGUCCUUUCUCUCCUGGGAAUUGAGCUGCCUCUCCAGACCCUGCGGAUCAAUGUGUGUUACUGGCGAGAGAAGGUUCCCGGAAGCUAUGGUGUGUCUCGGGGUUUUCCAUGCUUACUGGACCUGGGCCUCAGCCUGGCUCCCCACCACAUCUAUGGGACGCCCUCCAUGGAGUACCCAGGGCUGAUGAAGGUCAGCUAUCACCACGGCAACAAUGCAGAUCCCGAGGAGCGGGACUGCCCCGCAGCAUUCUCAGAUGCCCAGGACAUCCAGAUCCUGAGCCGCUUUGUCAGAGAUCACUUACCCGACCUAGAGCCCAAGCCUGCCAUCGUGGAGCGCUGCAUGUACACGAACACCCCUGACGGGCACUUCAUUCUUGAUCGACAUCCAAAGUAUGACAACAUUGUCAUUGGGGCUGGAUUCUCUGGGCAUGGAUUCAAGCUAUCCCCUGUUGUGGGCAAGAUCCUGUACGAAUUAAGCAUGAAAUUAACACCAUCCUAUGACUUGACACCUUUUCGAAUCAGCCGCUUCUCUGGCCCGGGCAAAGCUCACCUUUAACCCCUGGCCAGCAGCCUCCCUUAUCGCCUUCUCAGAUGGAGGAAGUGGCUGUGAGAGGCCACCCCUUGCUCCUGCUCUUGAGUCCCCCGUAAACACCAGAUGAUUUAAUCUGCCUUCCUUCCUGUCCAGCUCCCCAGUGACUUUUCAGAUGGAUGUCCAUAUGAGGAGGGGGCAUAAGGACUGGCACAGGAGACCAAAGCAGUUGUUAAAAUUCUCUUCACUGGGACAGCUGAUGAAUUUGAAAUGGAUUUGAUUAAAGCUGCUCGGGGAAGGGUAAAUAAGAUGAUUCGUAGGUGACUGCUGCUCUUGAAGUUCCUUUCUUAAAACUAGAGCCACCCUCCACUAUAAACUCCAAUAAAAUCUGGCUCAUCAUGCACCAUAAGUGUUUGUUG